GAAAAGUAGACAGUCGUAUUCUGUAAUUACGCGAGUAUGUGCACUUCAUUAGUCCGAGAUGCUGAUUGCAUAAUAGCGGUGUUUUUAUUAUGAUCGAUAGAUUUUUUUGCUUUAUUUAUUGUUAGAUCAAGAGGAGUGAUCAAUAAGGUUAUGACGAAUAACACGAUUGCGUAUUGAACGAAAAAAAUAGGAUGCUGAUGAAUAAUUAUUCAGGAUGGAAACGAGAAAUCUGGAGAAAUCCAGGGAAAAUGAAAAAACAAUUUUUGCAGCUUCAUGAAUAAAACUGUCUGCUCCAGAAUGCAUGGCGGGACACAGUACCCGAAGAAUAAACCAAUAGACGGCCAUCUGCUUCAUGUGAGUUUUGGAGAUUGUUGUUCGAUGGAGAGAAAACUGAAUGCUCUGGAGUUGACGAAAGUGAUAACUUGCAAUGAAGGCACGUUGGAGAGAGCAGGAGAAAUGAGGGUACGACCCCAACAAUCGAUUUCCUUGAGGCACCCCAUGUAUAAGUCAGUAUACGAAAUAGUAUAUUCAACUCUCUUCUCAGUCGUGCUAUCACCGAAUUGGAAAAAGCCAAUUUCAGUUGAGAUUCCUCUAUCACCGAUUCUAUUGUGGUACCAGUUCAAUCUUCCACGUAAUGUUGGAAUCGAAAUUCUUCAGACAGGGAAUGUAUUUUUCAAAUAAAAAUCACGGAAUCUUGAAAUACAGAGGGGUGGGAAUUUUUUUUUUGGGGGAAAUUCAGUCGUUGAGAUGAGAAUACCGUCGGGAGACCACCGGUCGAUUCGAGGCCAUAAAUUUUCGCCAUCUUGGGGACGAGCUUCAUACCUGGGGCGACCGAAUAUUCGGAAAUAUUUUCCAACGGAAUUCUACGAUUUUUCUGGCACUUUAGAAU
This is a messenger RNA of Fopius arisanus, 889 nucleotides long. RefSeq lists its product as uncharacterized. NCBI's taxonomy places the organism in Eukaryota, Metazoa, Arthropoda, Insecta, Hymenoptera, Braconidae. The transcript has 4 exons. The record is from RefSeq and is a predicted model, not a curated record. The coding region runs from base 274 to 681 and encodes 135 amino acids.